Messenger RNA from Acaulospora morrowiae, 129 nucleotides. The record is from the annotation of a GenBank genome assembly. Lineage: Eukaryota; Fungi; Glomeromycota; Glomeromycetes; Diversisporales; Acaulosporaceae.
CAAAUAAUAGAUGAUAUUGUAAUAUCCCAUUGCCUAGUAUGUCAUACCAUUGCAAAUAUUCCUGAGCUAACUUUGUUCGCCCGUACAGAAAGAGUGAACGAACGAAUGAAUGAGCGGAUGGGUGGAUAG